AUGUCAAGUGUGGUUCUCAAUGAGAUCCAUGGCUCCAAGUCAGAAAGCGACAGCACAUCAGAGGAUUCGGAGGGAGAGCGUUCGCCUGGAGGAGGAGAGAAGAAAAAACAGAAAUAUCGUCCACGCGACGACAAUGAAACCAUCAACGAAAUUCAGAGCAACUGGGGUGCUGUUCAAGCGAAAACGCCACCGAAAAAAGGUGGAAAACGAGGACCAGGACAACAAGCCGGUGCAGCCGCUAAUAUACCAGGCUGGCCACCCCCUGCUGGUGGAAGGCCACCACAACCGGGCUGGCCUCCAGGUGGUGGCCAACCAGGUUGGGGCGGUGGUCCGGCUUUUCCUCCAGGCGGUGGUCAACCAGGUUGGCCUCCAGCUGGUGGUCAACCAGGUUGGGGCGGUGGUCAGCCAGUGUUGAUGUCUAGUUAUGAGGAUAUGAGUGUACAGUGA
Molecule: messenger RNA, 447 nt
Organism: Ostertagia ostertagi
Lineage: Eukaryota; Metazoa; Nematoda; Chromadorea; Rhabditida; Trichostrongylidae
Source: the annotation of a GenBank genome assembly